CGGGAUCUGAAACGAGUUUAGGUUUGGAGGCAGUGAAACGCUAUUGAACUUUCAGUUUACGAGCUUUAUCGUUGCACAUUUUAACCUGCAACGAAACGGCGUAAAGAUACCAUCAGAUACUCAGAAUUAAAAUACCUGUAGCGCACUUAGCUGCAUCUGAUCAAUACUGCUGUACCUUUGAGUAGCCUACCGCUUUGGAAGUUUGUAGUUCGGAUCCUGCUGUGUGUGAUUCACAAGUCUAACUGAAGUAUCUGCAGUAUCGAGAAAGGCAGAAGAACUAUCAAUAUGUCUCUUGCCGUGAAGGAGAAGACAACAGUCCGCCUGGUUUUCUUUGGGGCAGCCGGUGUCGGGAAGACUGCUCUGAUCCAGCGGUUCCUUCAGGACAAAUUCGACCCCAAACACAAGCGGACAGUGGAAGAGCUCCACAGCAUCGAGAACGUCAUUGACGGCGUGAAAAUCAAAAUCGAGAUCAUGGACACCAGCGGCAGCUACUCCUUCCCGGCGAUGAAGAAACUCUGCAUCCGCAACAGCGACGCCUUCGCCCUGGUCUUCUCCAUCGAUGACCCGGAGUCUUUCGAGGAGGUCCGGAGGCUCAGGGACGAGGUCCUGGAGAUCAAAGAGGACAAGUGCACCCCGAUUGUGGUGGUGGGAAGCAAGGCGGACCAGGAGAACCAGAGGCAGGUCCUCGCCGAAGAUGUCAUGUCAACUGUGGAGCUAGACUGGAACGCCAGCUACGUGGAGGCUUCCGCCAAAGACAACUCAAAUGUGAUCGGCGUGUUCAAAGAGCUGCUUCAACAAGUGAACCUGCCCAGCAGACUAAGCCCGGCUCUCCGCAGAAGGAGGGAGACAUACCCUAAAGAGAACGCUAGAGUCAGAAGACCACACAUGAGUAAAACUAACAGUUGCACCAUCUCCUAAUCAACCGAUUAUGAUAUGAUGAGACAAGUCACUGCACUGAACUCUGGGGUGUUGCCUGUAACAAUUAGGGCUAUGGCAAGUGAGCGUAGAUUUCGAGGGUUAAAUGAAAGCUUACUUGUAAGAAUGUGAACAGAUGCUGUGUGCAAGCCUAAUGAUGGUAAUGACAAGAAUUGGGGUUUAUGUUUCUUCAUUUUGUAAAUCAGUAAGUGAAAUCAUAUACAGUAAUAUGCAUUUCCGUAUCAAGAAAUAUUAAACACGAACAGUUGGACAUUCUUUAUCAAGGCAUUGCCUGCAUCGAUGAAAAACAACUGUGUUUUAAUAAAUUGUAUAAUAUAUAUUGAACUCCAAAUUGGAGUAUUUCAGUAACUCGUGUUUUGAUUGAGACUAUACGUGUUGUGUUUUGUGUUUUUUUAUUCUUUUGUAAUUAUUUUAUUGCGUCAGAAAAAUGCUUUCAAAAGAACGCUUGAUGUAUGUUUGAGUUCCUUGUCAUCAUGAAUUUGUUAUUGAGAUUAAACGCUGUGAAACCUGUGGCAGUUGACCAUCACAGA
This is a messenger RNA of Acipenser ruthenus (sterlet), 1466 nucleotides long. Its product is annotated as GTP-binding protein Rhes-like. The transcript has a single exon. The coding region runs from base 286 to 918 and encodes 210 amino acids. NCBI's taxonomy places the organism in Eukaryota, Metazoa, Chordata, Actinopteri, Acipenseriformes, Acipenseridae. Gene Ontology annotation, molecular function: GTPase activity; GTP binding. The record is from RefSeq and is a predicted model, not a curated record.